Messenger RNA from Vicugna pacos (alpaca), 6083 nucleotides. NCBI's taxonomy places the organism in Eukaryota, Metazoa, Chordata, Mammalia, Artiodactyla, Camelidae. The record is from RefSeq and is a predicted model, not a curated record.
UUUUACACUCUGACAUGCAAACUUCCUUUUGUGUAACAUGUUAAAAAGUAGGAUGUGGGUUGGGCGAAUUCUGGUUUUUCAGAAAUACUUUAUAUACUUUGAAAGUGCUUUCAUACCUAUUCUCAUUUUUCUGGCAGCCUUCUGAAAGCAAGCUUCUCCUCCUUCCCCCCAAGGAAUGCCAACAAUAAAAUAAAAUAAAUAUCGAGGCUAUUCUUGAUUCUGCUCCAUAGCAUCAUCUGGGCAGUGGUAGGAGAGAAGUCCUGGGCAAGAAUCAUCGUGUCCUGUUCCUCUGGGAGUUUGAGACCUGUUAAUUGUGGGUAUAUGAGCAACGUAAUGGUGUGGGUGAAAGGUACAGACUGGCUAACAAAAAACAGAAAUUAGGUGAUUUUUUAAAUGUGAAUGCUCAUUGAGUUGCAGAUUAUUACCAGGGAAGACAUAAGGUUCUCUAAAGGCUACAACUGAGUGGUGAGGUUAAAAGAUAUAACAGAUUAAAACCAAGCAAAGGAAUAAUAGGAACCAGACAUAGCAACCCAUAAAGCUAUAUUGUUGGAUCGCAUUAAAUGUUUUGGCUAUAACAACAUAAAAAUUAUAACUGGAAAUUGUGUGGACCUUGUAUGCUUAAGGAUCUUCUGGAUAUGAAUUGCAUUAAAUAGUUUAAAACUUCCGUUAAAACAUGCAGUCUAAUAAGUUAACUAAAGCAAAUCAUGAUUAUUAGGAUGGCCGUAUCUCUUAAGUUGUAUCUUCUAAAAUAGGUUUUUGAUAGUUGGAAAAAUGACUAUUGUAUUACAUUUAGUUUGCUUUGAAUUUGUAAAAACUUGUUACACAUUUUUCAACCGUCUUUUAUUUUUCCUUUAAAGCCUAAAUUGUAUAGAUCUGUGAUUGAAGAUGUUAUUAAUGAUGUGAGAGACAUCUUUUUGGAUGAUGGAGUCGAUGAGCAAGUUCUGAUGGAACUAAAAACUUUAUGGGAGAAUAAACUCAUGCAGUCUAGGGCAGUGGAUGGAUUUCACUCAGAAGAGCAGCAGCUUUUAUUGCAAGUCCAGCAGCAGCAUCAGCCUCAGCAGCAGCAGCACCACCACCACCAGCACCAGCAGGCUCAGCCGCAGCAGACGGUGCCCCCGCAGGCGCAGGCCCAGCAGGUCCUCAUUCCCGCGUCACAGCAAGCUGCAGCACCACAAGUUAUUGUUCCUGAUUCUAAGCUGAUACAACAUAUGAAUGCAUCAAACAUGAGUGCUGCUGCCACAGCUGCUACCUUGGCACUCCCUGCUGGUGUGACUCCUGUUCAACAGAUAUUAACAAAUUCAGGCCAGCUGCUUCAAGUAGUCAGAGCAGCCAAUGGUGCCCAGUAUAUAUUCCAGCCUCAGCAGUCAGUGGUUCUGCAACAACAGGUUAUACCACAGAUGCAGCCUGGUGGAGUACAAGCUCCUGUCAUACAACAGGUACUGGCCCCUCUUCCUGGAGGAAUUUCACCACAGACAGGCGUCAUCAUCCAGCCCCAGCAAAUCUUAUUUGCAGGAAAUAAGACUCAAGUAAUACCUACAACAGUGGCAGCUCCCACACCAGCACAAGCGCAGAUAACUGCAGCUGGCCAGCAGCAGCCACAGGCCCAGCCUGCUCAACAGCAGGCUCCGUUGGUGUUGCAAGUUGAUGGAACUGGGGAUACAUCAUCAGAAGAAGAUGAAGAUGAAGAAGAAGACUAUGAUGAUGAUGAGGAAGAAGACAAAGAGAAAGAUGGAGCUGAAGAUGGGCAGGUAGAAGAGGAGCCCCUCAAUAGCGAAGAUGACGUGAGUGAUGAGGAAGGACAGGAACUCUUUGAUACAGAAAAUGUUGUUGUAUGCCAAUAUGAUAAGAUACACAGAAGUAAAAACAAAUGGAAAUUUCAUCUCAAGGAUGGCAUUAUGAAUCUUAAUGGAAGAGAUUAUAUUUUUUCCAAAGCCAUUGGAGAUGCAGAAUGGUGAAGAGUUGGCUCUUUUCUUUUAUAAAUAAAACAAAAGAAACUUAAAAAAAAUUUAAAGUGGACAGUUUGAAACUUCGGACAUACACCAACCAAAACUUAACUUCUGCAUGUCAGAAAAGUACAGUAGAAGCAGAGCUACUGGAACAAAGAGACCUUGACAACAUAGACACUACUUCUAACUGGCAAGCCAUGGAACUGUAGCACCUGGGGUCAUUGGGGUGGGGGGUUGGGAUUUUGUGUAGGAAAACCAUAAUUGUCGAUUUUAAAUACAAGUACCUGCCAUCGGUAAUUAGCAUGUAAAGCUUUGUCUAUAUUCCUUCCUCCAGCUUGGUUCAAUCAGAAGAUACUGGUUGGAAUGAACUGAAGAAAUUUCCCUUUUGAUAGAUUGAACUGAAACUGCUUAUUGUAUGUGGUUACGUUUGGUAAAAAUUGCGUGUGAGCUUUUUACAAAAGGGUAAAGAUUAUGAGGUUGAAUUUUAACUCACUUGUAUAAGGAAACAAUAGAGAACUCUCAUAAUAGGUCUUAAAUAUUUUUACUUGCUUUUCUCCCUCGGUAAUGUAUCUCUUCCUUCCCUGCCUUAUGAAACAUCUGUUUAAGAGUUUAGGAAGUAAUCAGUGAUCACAGUUUGGAGACAGAACUUGACCCAAGAAUUGGAUAUUUAUUUUCAUUAGAUUCUCACACUACUAACUGUAGUGUAAAGAGUUGGGUCUCAUCUGAGUUGAGCAGAAUUGAAAUGACAGUUUCAGUUUCCUUACAGAAAAACUGUAUUUGUUUCUUCUAGUCCCAGACCUUAAAAAGAAACCCAAAAGUGGCUCCUCAGGAAUACGGUUUUAUUGCACAAAGGUAUCAUCCAGCUGAAAUGAUAUACAUAUACAUAGAUACAGAUUUUUUUUCCUAUCGGGCUAAAGUGUAUGCUUAUAUAUGUGUUUAGUCUAAGUUAAACACUCAGUUCACAUUCUGUGCAUUGAUUGAAGCAUUGGGCAGGUGGUGAGGACUUGGAUUUUUAUUAAACAAUUUGGUAAUUAUGAAAGUUUCUUGUGUUUACUAGUAAAGAGUUUAAAAACUAUUAUUCUGAUCAAACAGAUUUUUUAAAAUACAACUUUGUAAUCUGGGGGGAAAUUUUGGGGUUAGUAGUGGGUGGGCCACUAAGUACAUAUUGACCUCUCUUUCAUUUGGUGGCCCUUCCAGGCCGUUGAUAAUAUAGACAUGGGCUCCAGUUUGCACACCGGGAAGAAAGCAUAGAAAUUUGACUUGUAUAUUUAAAAAAGUAGAAAUUUAAUAUGUGUAUUAAGAGAGCAUUGCUCUGUAUUCUGUAAUGGGCUCUAAAGAAUAAUGUAGUUGUGUUCAGUGUGAACAAGCUACCUGGGAUAACUGUAGGAACACAUUUUUUCACCUUUGUGUUCUUAAAACUAAUUCUUUUCAUGGUUUAUCUUGACAGAAUUCACAUGUGUUUAAGUUACUUGCAUAUUGAUUUUUUUUCUAAGUCUUCCAUUUUUGUCUUCCUUUUAUUUGCCCCUGUGUGUGUUUUCAGAAGUUAACACAGAAACACUUUAAAGUACAUUGCAAAGAAAAACUGUGAGCUGUUAUAUAUUGUUUUUUCUUUUUUUCACACAAAGCUUUAAACUUCUCAAGAAGGCUAAUCAAAAAAUUUUUUUCCUACUUCCCAUCCCAUGUACCAACUAGGUUCCUUUAACUUAUGCUCUGAACUUUGGUGUAAAUGGUGGUUUCUAGCAUGCUAGUAGUUAGGUUUUAUUUAGAUGCCAUAACUGGUAAAUACGGUUUUUAUUUUUACUAUAUUAAUUUAGUUUUUUGGAGGUUUAUUUGUUAACCCCACUACUAUCAAAGCACACGGGUUUUUUUGUUUUUAUUGAGACUGGGAGAAGAGAGAGAAGGUGAUGAAAUCACAGAAGCCCUGUUACUCAGUUGUCCUUCAGUAUAGUUGCUAGUAGGUUUAUAUUUACCCAGUGAAGAAGCCAAUGACCUGAACUACCUAUAAAAGUAGCAGUGCUGCAGUGUUGAUGGAAACCCUUAGGCUGUCUAGUAGUUCUUAUACUACUGAACUUUGGAUUACUAUAUGAUACUCAGCUCAUGUUUUGGGCCCUUUAUAUAGAUAAACAUUUGUUUCCAUAAUAAAAUUGUAUACUGGCUUUUUUUUUUUAAUAAUGUUAUAUUCCAACAUGAACAACCAAUGCUUUGAGAGUGACUCACUAGGGAAAUAACCAUUUGUACUUGCACCUGUGUAUUGCUUAUUAAUUAUGGCAUACUUGGCAAAUGCUUUUCUUUUACUUGUGAAAAUUCUGAAAGCUGGUCCAAACAGCACUGCAUACCAAAUUGUGCUCUUAUAUAUUACUGCAUCGUGUUCCUUUCUAUUCAAAUAGCAUGUUUUAGUUUUAUUAUAGUGGCUUGCAAUAAGAAUGCCACUUGCUUUUAUUGUACUUGAAUUCUUAAUCAUGCUUUUAACAUUUUGUUUAACAAAUCAUUUCAUUAGUUUCCAUAAAAAUGUCAUUCCUUUGAAAAGGCAAGGAUUUCCACUUUCAGAAUUUUAAAAUGAAGAUAACAUGUUUAUACAAAGCGGGAAAAUAGUUCAGACUUGGUAUUAUGAAGUAAGUUAAGGUUUCAGAAACGAAGAGGAUUUGUUUAGAUUUGCACAGAUGAUGAUGGCACCUUUUAUUUAAAAAAAAAAUUAACAAUCAGCAAUGCUAAGGAAAAUUUACACAAAAGUACUAGAUAAAGUGUGGAAAUUUGUGCCUUUCAGUGUAUGUAGUUUUUUUGGUGGUCAUUUGGAUAAUCAGACCAUUUGAAUGCCUGAGAGCACAUUUAUUUCUCUGGAGCGCCACAUUUGGCUAAAACAACUCUUUAAUGUGCAAUUAGUUUUUAGAGUAAAAUGUCUGUUAUAUGAGGGGGAUCUUUAUAUAUUGAGCUUUUAUAUUUUUUUAAAUGUUCACAUUUCUUUGUGUUAAUUAAAUGCCAUCAUAAUAUCACAUAUAUAUUGUUGCGUCUCAAAAUCAAAGCCAACUUGAUGUUAUUCUUCUUGGAAUACAUCAGGAUUUGAACGGUAUAUAUAGUGACUAAAAUGUGUUCUUGAAAAGCGUAUUCUAACAAGAUUCUGGUUUUAGACAGCAAGAACAUAAAAAUAUAAUAGCUUUUGUAUAAAGAUUUUCUUUUACUAUAGUGAAAAUCAAGGAUUUGGUUUUCUUAUUUUUUCUGGCUUUUAUGGAGAAAUGAAAAGGGUUGUCUCCUUCUAAGAGUAAUUUUUGAUUAUCUUAUAGCAAUAAUAUCACCAUUUUUUUCAGAAGGUAGAUACACCUUGUACAGGAAAACAGACAUAAUUUCCUCUUGGGAGUUCCCUUUAUAAAUUAGCUUUUUCUUCCAGUUGAGAAAAUUCCUAUAUUUUCAGAUUAUUUCAUCUUGAACUUUUUUGAGCUUUUGUGCAAUGUAAUAUUUUAAUUGAUCCAUCUUUGUACAUUUUCAUUUUAAUUCAUAUGUCUAUCUCCCACCUAUCUGUCUGAAUCAGCUAUUUCAGAUUUUGAAUUCAGUGGUUUAAAAAGUUGCUUCAUAUAUUUCCUCAUGGGGUUUAUGUUAAAUAGUUUUGCAUUUUAAUCUAUUAUGCUAUGGAAAUUAUUCUGAGGUUUAUAUUCCCUUUUUAAGCCUGCCUUAGUCUAUCUUUUGUCAUUUUUUAUGGUUUAAGGAAGAAUACGCCAGACUUCAUAUUUUUGUUUAUUUUGAGGAACAAGAAAAAAUUUUUUUCUUCUCUUUUAAGGGAAGAAACUACCUUGAGUUAGUAACUACUAUUUCAGUCAAGUUUCCUUAAACCAAUCCAGUAUGCGUCAGGGCUACAAUUUGGGGGGAGGGGCUAAUCCUUUUUGCUGUUCUGAGCUACUAUUGUCAACUGCUGUUGUACAUACUGUUAUGUGUAAGGGCGUAAAUAUAUUUAUUAUGUUUGUAAAAUUCAUUCUGUACAAUUGCAGAUCAAGGUUGCUCUUCUGUGAUAUAUGAGAUAUUAUGUUUUAAAGACCAUCUUGGAAUACAAUUAGAGAACUUAGUAUUUUGAUGUACUAAGACCUAUUUUAAGUUUAAUAUUUUACCUUUGCAAAAACUUUAAUUAAAGAUGUUAUUUAAAAAAAGUAA